Messenger RNA from Haliotis rubra (blacklip abalone), 1509 nucleotides. Its product is annotated as gastrin/cholecystokinin type B receptor-like. Bases 108 to 1352 code for a protein of 414 amino acids. Gene Ontology annotation, molecular function: neuropeptide receptor activity. The transcript has 2 exons. Gene Ontology annotation, biological process: neuropeptide signaling pathway. NCBI's taxonomy places the organism in Eukaryota, Metazoa, Mollusca, Gastropoda, Lepetellida, Haliotidae. Gene Ontology annotation, cellular component: membrane. The record is from RefSeq and is a predicted model, not a curated record.
GUAACCCAGAUGUUACUGCACUUUGUAGAGCUUGAUAUUAGUAAUUGCUUUAGAUUGGUGUUUAUUGACACAACCUGAGUUCCGGGUGACACACAUCUACAGGAGGCAUGGCAACUGCUGUCAACUUUACCCUUGAUCAGUUCAACGACGUCUACAACAAACGAUACCUUCCUGCUACAGUGUACAUAUCGGCCAUGAUGGUGGUGGGCCUCGUGGGCAAUUCUGUUGUCUUUCAUGUAUACCUGAAGAAGUUCAAGCCGAGCACAACAAGGUGUUUCAUUCUUGUGGUUGCCCUUCUGGAUAUUCUCAAUGCCCUAUUAUGUUGUCCAGUACAAAUAUUUCAGAUGAGAAACGUUGUAAUGUUUGGCAGUUCAGGGGCGUGUAGGUUCAUGAUAACGAGUGUGACAUAUUUCAGCACUGCGUCUGGUCAGGUGUUAAUAUUAGUGGCCGUUGACAGAUACAGGAAGGUUUGUCGACCCUUCCAGAAGCAGAUGACGCCAUAUACAGCCAAACUGGCUUGUGGACUUUUGUGUCUCGUCUUGCUGGUGCUCAUGAUUCCGACUCCACUGAUUUACGGCCCUAAAACUGUGACACGAUAUAAUGUCAAUAUUACCAUCUGUCACCCCCUGCGAGCCAGAGAGGACUACUAUAAGGCGUACACUUACUUUUGGAUCUUCAUGUUGUUCGGUCUGGUUACCUCCCUUGGUGUUCUGUAUUCCUGUAUCUGGUGUCGGGUCUAUCAGCAAUUGAAGUACAUGCAGAAAUUAAAAGCAUCAAAUCGGGUGGAACGCGUCGGUGGUCCCAAAAAGCAUAGGAAAAUGAAUCAGAGCCAAGUCGAAGGAGGCGUAAAAUUGAAUUCGUCUCAGGAUACAUACGAAUCUCAACAUACUUCACCUUGUAGCCAUGAUUUAACCUCAACCUCUGUAAGUGUUCCUUGCCCUUGUUCGGAGAACUCUCACAUAAAUACUGCUUCAACUUCUGUUAUGGUAUCUGACCCUAGUUCAGAAAUGCACAGCCGAAAUGAUUCAACAACCACAAAUUCAUCGCUGCCAAUGUCUGUCCGAACCGGAAGUGACGUCAGGAACGCGUCACAUGAUAAGGGUGUCAGAAAGAUGACGUUGACGUUGUUUCUGGUGACGAUGGUGUACGUCCUGAGUUGUGUUCCCUAUUUCACAGUCACAACAAUGAUGUCAAGAGAUCCUAAAAACUACGAACGCCUCGCCAUGAAGUACUCCCUUUUCUCCAUCUUAGAAAAGUCCUAUCACCUGCAGAUCGCUGCCAACCCCUUUAUCUAUGGCUUUCUUGAUAAGCAGUUCCGCCGCGAACUCCGACUGAUUUGUAAAAGGAAAUAAUGAGUGAACAAGUGAGAUAUAAGUUGAAAGACAUCUGACAUCUGUGGAACUAGAUGACUGUUUCCACCUGUAAAUUUCACCCAUUCUGAUUAGUCUGCAUGUUACUGUUCUUAUUUACUUAUAGCACUUACAAUAAUAAAAUAGUUCCUUAAUAGAA